Odontomachus brunneus is the source of this 1459-nucleotide messenger RNA. RefSeq names its product CD151 antigen. The coding region runs from base 147 to 836 and encodes 229 amino acids. NCBI's taxonomy places the organism in Eukaryota, Metazoa, Arthropoda, Insecta, Hymenoptera, Formicidae. The transcript has 5 exons. The record is from RefSeq and is a predicted model, not a curated record. Gene Ontology annotation, cellular component: membrane.
UGGAUCAGCCCGCACUGACCGAACGGCCGUCGCACGGGGCGCAAGCGGUCGAUUAUGCGUCUCGCUUUUUGAGUUGCCGCGAAGCGUCUCUUGUUUGGAAGCAACUGUAAAAUCGAUCAGACGGCUCGAAGAGACAACUUGGCACCAUGGAGUCCUGCGGGAUGAACGUCAUCAAGUACAUCCUCUUCGUCUUCAAUCUAGUCUUCGCGAUAUCUGGUAUAGGUAUUAUCGCGGCCGGAGCGUUGGUGUUGGCAGAUGUUGGCGAAUUCAAUCAUUUCAUGGAAGGAAGGAUAAUGGCUCCGCCAAUAGUGCUUAUAGUUGCGGGGUCUAUCGUUUUCAUCAUAGCUUUUCUGGGCUGUUACGGCGCGAUCAAGGAGCAUUACAACAUGUUGAUCGCCUUCGCGGCCGCGCUGUUAAUAAUCUUCGUGAUCGAGCUGGCUGUCGGUAUUGCCGCGGCGGUGUUCAAGAACGAUUUCAGCGUGGCGAUGAAGGAUACCUUGAAGGAGUCGAUGAAGAAUUACACGGACGCCGACAAGGAGGCCUGGGACAACGUGCAGAAAAAGCUGCAAUGUUGUGGCGUGGAUGGCCCUUCCGACUGGAACACGGGAUUCAGACCCUUUCCGUCCUCCUGCUGCACCACGGACAUGCAGGUGAUAUGUCAGUACGGCAACCCGACCAUGUACAAGGACGGAUGCUUCAGCAAACUGGAAAUGCGAGUCAUGAAGGGCGCUACGGUCUUGAUCGGCGUGGGCAUCGGGAUAGCUUUCGUGGAGAUUGCCGGCAUUGUCCUCGCUUGCUGCCUCGCCACGGCCAUAAAAAGGGAAGGUGACAAAUGAAACGAGGUGUAUUGAUUUCAUUUCGCGUUGCGUUAGAUCCAGCCGCAUAAUUCGUCGCGCAAUCGAGCAAAUUGUUAGAAGCGUCGCAUUCAAUCAUCGACAAAGGAACGUGCGAUCGAACACUAAGCGUCUCGUUUGCCGUUUAUUCGCGCAUUGCGCUUCCCCGCUCUCGCGAUGUUCUCCACGUUCGCCUAAUUCCUACACAGGGCACAGGGUACGAACCUAUUUCAGGCUUUCACACCCGAUACGUUUGUUACGUAUUUUGUAAUUACGCUGAGUAUUUUUGCCUUUAUACACGUAAGCAAUAAGCGUACACUCCAAAUAAUUAAAAAGAUAUUCCUAGAAUAGACAUUAAAUUCCUCCAUUGUUUCAAUUAUAUGUUGAAAUGAUUGUUCUCGAUUGAUGCGAAUAUGUUGUCGAGUGUUAGUUUGUAAUCAUAACAUACGCAUGUGCAAAUAUUACCAGAUAAUAUAAGAUAUCUAUGAAUUGAUAUCCAAUUGGUGUUGUCAACAUAUAUUUAUAAUAUAUCAUGUAUAUUUAAUCUUUAUAUGUAUAUCGCUGAUACACUUAUUUAUCUCUAUAAUCUUUUGCCUAUUGAAGACUCCAUUUAUUUUAAUGGUGGA